Messenger RNA from Tigriopus californicus, 1647 nucleotides. RefSeq names its product calpain-B-like. Gene Ontology annotation, cellular component: cytoplasm. NCBI's taxonomy places the organism in Eukaryota, Metazoa, Arthropoda, Copepoda, Harpacticoida, Harpacticidae. The transcript has 6 exons. The record is from RefSeq and is a predicted model, not a curated record. Bases 716 to 1387 code for a protein of 223 amino acids. Gene Ontology annotation, biological process: proteolysis. Gene Ontology annotation, molecular function: calcium-dependent cysteine-type endopeptidase activity.
CCACUUUCAUCAACUCUGUUCGAGCCCUUGUGAUAGUUGUUAAGAAAUUGAAACGUUCAUGUUAUAAAAUAUUCCGACAAAAGUUUACUUAUCUUUGCUAUCUCCUCACACUCUCUGUGCAAUUUCUUCAUGCAUGAGGCAUUGAUUUAGAAGCCAUUUCAUCAAGAGCCCUAACAUAAAGAACUUCAAAGAUCAAGAUUACUCUUUAUUGAAGGAAGAUUGCAAAUCUAAAGAAAAGUUAUUCGAGGAUCGUGAAUUCCAAGUUGAUCCCCAGCUUCUGACAGACAAAACAAGAGAUAAUGAAAGUGGAAAAAUCCAGUGGCAUCGCCCCCACGCAAUAUGCACCCAACAAGGCAUCAACGAGGGCCCCAAGAUGUUCGGUGUUGAGUGCCAUCGUUCAGAUAUCAAACAAGGAGAGAUUGGCAAUUGCUGGUUCGUCGCUGCCUUAACCAGUUUGGUCCAGAGCAAAGAUGUUAUUCAAGAAUUGAUUCCCUCGGAUCAAGACUUCCAAACUGACCAUUACCACGGAAUCUUCCGUUUUCGAUUCUGGGCCUUUGAUGAGCGACAUGAGGUUCUGGUGGAUGAUCGUCUUCCUACUGUUAAUGGUCAACUGAUCUAUCUGAAAUCCGAAACCAAGAAUGUAUUUUGAAGUGCCUUAUUAGAAAAAGCUUACGCCAAAUUCUACGGAUCUUACCAGAAUCUGGAUAACGGAUCAAUGUUGGAGGCUGCUGUUGAUUUAUGUGGAGGCAUACCGAGAAGGAUCCCCCUUCAAAACUUGGAAAAUCUCUUCCACAUUAUCCAUAAUGACAUGCUUCAAGGGGCUGUCUUAGGAUGGGGUCUAAACAUAGAAAAAACCACUCAAGGAGAAGAAAAGGGUUUGAAAGGAAAUCACGUGUACCCCAUAAUCACAGCCAGAGCUAUAAAACCUCUUAAUUCGGAAGUGGUUCAACUGAUCUACAUGAAGGAUCCUCAUGGCGAUGGCCAACAAUGGACUGGAAACUGGGGCAAUGAAGAUGAGAAGUGGUGGAAGACUGACAGAGACACCAGAAAUAGUUUUGAAUCUGAGUGGAAAAGGAAUGGACAUUUUCAUAUGCCUGUGGAGGAAUGUGUGAACUAUUUCGAUAAGUUGGAAAUCUGCUAUCUUGACCCUUCUGAUAUGGAGGAAGAAGACAGCAGCCGCAAACUUAGGUUGACACAGAGCUUUGGAAAGUGGAUAAAUAUGAAAGACGGAGAUCCAUUCACGAUUGAUUCAGCAUCAAGCAUGACCGACCUCCAUUCAUGUAUUGUCUCUUUGCGUCAAAUGAAUAUGGGAGAAAAGGCGUUUUUUGGCUUCAAAGUAAACGAUCAUUCAAAAACCGAAGUGGCCAUAUCAGGGAUAAAUGUGUGAAACUAAAGAUGCAAUCUCUAACACAAAGGAUCCGUCCAUAUUGAUGAAGCACGUGAUUCUGAACUCCCUUCCUAUUGGACCACUCUGAUAUUUUUCAUGAAUAAAGAAGAACCGUGAUCCAAGGUAAGGCCUAAAUUACCGUUUUUGUCCGUUCCUUAAUAAAAUCAAAGCCUACCGCGGCUUCCAAUGACAAUUGGAAAGACCUCCAGUUAAAUUGAGACCUCCAUGAAUCAACUAAUGCCAAACCUCGCACCCGUCUU